AUGACAAUUCAGACCGGAUCACUCCAUACCGUUCGCAACCGCCAGUUAACACCAAGGCGAGAUUACUUAUGUUUCAGUGGUGUAUUCAAGGGAGAAUUGGGUCCUUUUUUGCGAGCCCGGCCCAACCAAGGGCCUCUAGAGAUGAUGAAAAGUUCGGUGUACACGUCGGGAAAAUGGAAAACUGGCCCAGGCCAAACUACUAUCAAUGUUACAUGUGCAUAUCACGAAGACUUUGCCCUGUCCGUUGGCGGUCCACAACGGUACAACGGCAAAAUCACAAAAAUGGAUGAUGAUUCUGUCUUGAGUUUCCAAUUAUCAGAUGGCGAGACCAUUGAAAAUGUGGGACAGGAGAGGGGCCGGACUCAGGGCGUCACCAUCGAUGGGGUGGGAUCAAUUGUCGAAUCAUGGACAAAAGAGGUUGAGCAAGGAGCAAACAGUAAAACAUCCUUUGUGGUUGUUGAGCAUGAUGUCAAUAACAAUACUGUUGAUGUGAUCACAGUAACGUACGUCUUUUCGGAAAAUUCGGUAAUAAUGCCGCCGCGGGUCAAAUUCAAUGUUGGAGACAAAAUUUUGAUAGUAGGCCAACUGGAGUCGACUGGUGAUGGGUCGGACGGGUUGAUAAUUGAGUCUAAAGUAGUCCAAUACCCCUUUACUGCGCCCUGGCAAUGCAGUCCUAACAUGAUUGCCGUUGAACAUUUGACAAGAGUGUGA
This is a messenger RNA of Puccinia graminis f. sp. tritici CRL 75-36-700-3, 711 nucleotides long. RefSeq lists its product as uncharacterized. Bases 1 to 711 code for a protein of 236 amino acids. NCBI's taxonomy places the organism in Eukaryota, Fungi, Basidiomycota, Pucciniomycetes, Pucciniales, Pucciniaceae. The record is from RefSeq and is a predicted model, not a curated record. The transcript is spliced from 4 exons.